This is a messenger RNA of Contarinia nasturtii (swede midge), 1761 nucleotides long. RefSeq lists its product as uncharacterized. The transcript is spliced from 4 exons. The coding region runs from base 423 to 1016 and encodes 197 amino acids. The record is from RefSeq and is a predicted model, not a curated record. Lineage: Eukaryota; Metazoa; Arthropoda; Insecta; Diptera; Cecidomyiidae.
CGCUGAGCCGAACGUGUCGGUUUGUAUGCUUGAUCCGUUGUAUUAAGUUCAUAUUUGGAUUUUGUGAGAAUAAUUUUUGUCUGGAUUUGUGGUUUUAUUCGACCAAAUUGAGUGAAUAAGCUAAUUUUCAAUUGAGGCUGAAUCGCAACGGUGAACAGAACGUCCAAAAGAUCACUUGGGUUUUGGUUUUACGCUCGAAACAAAGGUGUAGACACUCCAACAGAAAUCAAAAGUACUUUGAUGUGUGAUUAAAGUGUCGUUGUAUUCAAAAUAUCAACAGCUAAUAGAUUUAAAGAUUUAUGUGUGAGUGCAAAUGACACUGAAUUUCUCUUAAAAUACAAAAGUUACAAAAUCACUGCGAAAAAAAGAGAAUAUUCGUGUCGAUUGUGUUUUGUGCGAAACAGAAAUAUUGUGAUUCUCUAAUGGAUACGGCUUGGCGUUUUCGGUUGGUGCUAAUUUGCACAUUUGCAAUAAUAAUUUUUGGUGACAUACUGGGUUAUGCCAAUGUCAAGGGUGACAAAGACUCCAAUGGAAAUCAUCAACGCACUGUCGAUUCAACGCUCAAGAAAAAUCAACAUAAUCGCAACCAACAUCAAAAUAUUGAAGAUUCGCCGUCAACAGAAGACAUCGAAGAUUUCAUCUCGAAAAAAUCAAACAGCAACACAAAGUUGUUACAAAUCGAUUUAAAGGAUAAGAUAACGUUGGCCAAUCAUAUGCGUGAAGCAUGCCUGCCGAAAUUGCUGUGUGAAAUUGCCGCCAAGCCAUCCAAUGUUAUCACAGAAAAAGAACAAAAUCUACUCGAUUUGAUUAGAUCGACGACUUUGUCUUUUGUUUGGCAAUAUUCAACGCCAACAAAGUGGCACUUUGCCGCUCACAUGGGACAAUUGAUGCGUGAUACGAUUGACUCAUUUGGGCGAGCCGCUGGUUGCUCGGAACUUUGGCCACAGUGUCCAUUCAAUUCGGCAACACUACUUCAAUUGAAUAAAAAAGACGGCGGUAGCCUAUCUGGAUAUUAAAUUGCUGUUGAAAAUGACGUUCAAUCCAUGGUGUUAAACUUAGGUGGCGAUGAUGACUUAUACGACUCGAUUAGUUUAUGAUAUAGAUAGAUGAAAAUUGUGAUAAACCCAUGAACUCUCGAUGAAAACUCUUUUUUUUUUUGACCAAUUUUUUACAACGAAAGUCAUAUUCUCAAAGUGUUUCACAUGACUUCAGAUUAAAAGAAACUUUAUUUAUUAACUCAAUAUUAGGAAAACCAAACAUUUAGCAUCAUUACUUACCAGAAGAAAAAAAAGUGAAUAUGGAGGUCAUUCCCAUUUUCAUAAUGACAUAUUGUGCGGUCAAAUUAUCGCAUCAAAUGUCAACUUAUUUCCGGUUUUGUUUUUUUUUUUUGUUUAAGAAUUUAGUUUAAGCGGCAAUCCAACCAUUUAAUUUAAAACGAUUUUUUUUAUUCAUGUAAAAAGUUAUGCAAAUCAAAAUCAGUUGUGCGAAAACCUUAGACGACAGUUAUGGAUAUGAAAUAAGAGCGAGUAUAUACGGGGAAGCUGAAAAUGUCAAUUUGAAUUGUAAAUGUGUAAAUAUUAAACGCAAUUCGAUCAUCUAGUCCCUGAUAUGUUCAAUGAAGAAAUGACCGAACAAAAAUGGAAUAUUCAAUCGAAUUUCCGAAAUAAGUUUUAAAUCGCAUGAAAUAAUUAAGUAAAUUUUUGAAGAAAACUGUAAAUGAUACAAAGAAUAAACAAUAGUUCAAAAGAACAUUGCUGACAA